AUGAUAAAAAAAACAUUUUUUGGUAUUUCUUUAAGAGACAAACAAAAAUUCACCUUUAAAGAGCAAAAUGGCCUGCUCUGUUAUACAUUCACUUAAAUAGUUUUAGUUGGCAAAGGUGAAGCAAAGAUAUAUGGAUUUUCAAGUAAUAAAAAGAUUUAGAUUGCCUCUUUGAAUGAGAAGCAUAACCAAAGCAAAUGCAAAUUUAUUAUGGAUGAAAAUAAUUUUACCCAUCUAAUCUGUAUUGGAGAUGAGUCUAUUUCAAUAAAUGUGUUAGGAUAUAAGUUAGAAAAUAGGGUUUAGGAACAAUAGGAAAAUAAUUAACAAGAAAAUUCAAUUUUCAGAAAUUAGUACUAAGCGCUACAACAUCAAGAGGAGAGAAAAUUGGACACAGAAGAGUUUAAAUUACUUUCUAAAAAGGAAAAGAAGUAAUAUAAAUAAAUAUAAAAUCAAAAAUAAUUAUAUCAAAAGUAUUGAAUAAUAGUGUGUGUUGUGAUAUAUUAAAAUUUAUUAGUUUAAAUAUUUUCUUUGAUAUGCUCAGAUCAAUUUCAAAAUGGAGAAUGAGAAAUUAGCUAAAGCUCUACUUUUUGCUAUUAUCUCUAUUCUCUACAUUAUUAAUAGGAAUUGUUCUAAUCAUAACUCAGAAUCUUGUAUACAAAGAGGUUGUUCUGACUACCUAGUAGAUAUCGACCAAGUUGACAGACAAUGAAAUAUCAAAUUAGUUUGAGACUCAAAUGCGAUUGUUUUUUGAAGUUAUUAAUAAAAGUAGAAUAUCAUUAUAUUUAAGAUUACCAAGCUCUUGAUAAAUUUGCAUAAUUAUUUACAUUCGUAUAAUUAGAAUUGAGCUUAAUAACAUCGAAAAGUGAUUAAUGUCCAGUAAACUAGACUCAAAAUUAUAGGAAAUCGAAUAUUUGCUAUAAUAUUUUGAAUUUGAAGAGUGAGUAGGAAUUAAAUUAAAUUCAAUAAAAAGACUUAUACUUCCAUUUGAAGCAUUAAAGUUUAUUAUAGGAAUUGUUAUUGCUUCUCGACCCUGAACAAUUUAUUAUUGGAAAUUGGUCGAUUGGAUAUGAUAAGCAAUUCUAUUUUUCAGCCUACUAAGCGAUAGGCUAUUAUUCCACAUUUAAUAUUGCGACUAGGCCAUUCUACCUAAAUCAUAUCAAAAAAGCGAAUACUUCUGAAUAUAUUUUUAGUGAUGUAUUCUACAAUUUUGAAAAUGAAUAUAAAGUCACUAUUUCUAAAAACCUUACUAAUGAUAUAACAGAAGGUAUUGUGGCCACCUAAUUUGAAUUUCAAAUAAUCAAAAAGUUUUUUUAAGAAAACUUUUUAAUUCUCAAUAAGGAUGGAUUAAUAUUGAUUGGCAAUGUAUAAAUGUAUUUUCAACCAAACAGAACUAAUGUUUAUUUUUUUAAUGAAACCCUUACUGGUUUUAAUGAAAAUGACUGGAAUUCGGUCAGGAUUUAUAUGGAAAACAACAUAUCGUAAUCCAAUUGCGCAACUUCAAAUUCCUUACACCUAUGUAGGUAAAACAAGAUAACGUUGAUGGAUGUGAUGAUAUUUGCAAAGUUUUUGCGAUUCUCUAAUCUGAUAUUGAUUAUGUAAAAUAUGCUUGUUAUUUAGAUUAAAGAACAUAGAGAAGGACGAGGAUCUUGAAAGGUAGUUGAUCUGGAUAGAGGAUUAGAAGAAUCUUCAAAUUACUCAAUUGUUAACAUAUCAAUUAAUUGCUGCUUUGGUCACUAGUCUUCUGGCCAUCUUGGUUGUGAGAUAUAUAUGCAGAUACAUGACCUAUCUAGAAAGAUUAGCACAUUCCCAUUUUUAAAACAAGUGUGUUGAUUUUUAGGUGUAUUCUUUCCUAAGAGAAAUAAAACUACAUUAAUAAUCGCACUCGACAAAUAUCACUCUGAAUCUAUCUGAUUCCUACUACAAACUAAUUUCGUAGUUAAAUGCAAGACCAUUUAUAAAGAAUGAGGAAUGUAGGAAUUUUGAAUCUUUUCAAUUUCCAUCCUUUAAAAAAAAUAAUCUAUUAAAAUGGAAAUCUUGUAUUCAAGAACUCCAUGAUAACAAAGGGAUGUCUAGACAAAGUUGCAAAGCUCUAAUAUUGAAUUUGCUUAGAUAAUCAUAUCAAAGACACAAAUAUUGA
Messenger RNA from Paramecium octaurelia, 2134 nucleotides. The record is from the annotation of a GenBank genome assembly. Lineage: Eukaryota; Ciliophora; Oligohymenophorea; Peniculida; Parameciidae.